AUGAUCACGGACUCGCUCUGUAACGUCUCUCAGGCUCUAACGAUCGGUGUCUCUCGUGGAUACAAUAGCGAUGAUGAUACGGGACCAAGUGUGGUUGAUAGAGUGAUCGAUAAGGCCUUAGGAUCUGGUUUCAUAUCAGUUGUUGUUGGUAGCUUUGCCAAGAAUCUCGUUCUUGGACUUUACUCUAACGAGAAUGGUGUGGAGUGUGAUUGGGUGAGCUUGCUUUGCGAUGAGAAGUGUAGAGAGGUUUUAGCUGAUUGCAUCCAGAGAUUCACCAGCACUGCAGUCUCUGUGUACCUCGAUAAGACCAUGGACAUCAACGCUUAUGAUCAGAUCUUCCAAGGCUUGACUAAUCCUAAACAUCAGGAUAGUGUUAAAGACGUUCUUGUUUCGGUUUGUAACGGUGCUCUCCAGACUCUUGUCAAGACGUCUCAUGAUGUCUUUACUUCGAGGUCUAGUGCCGUGAUGGAAGAAGAAGAAGAAGACGAGUUCAAGACGUCUCAUGAUGUCUUUACUUAG
Messenger RNA from Brassica rapa (field mustard), 519 nucleotides. Its product is annotated as protein PHLOEM PROTEIN 2-LIKE A10-like. NCBI's taxonomy places the organism in Eukaryota, Viridiplantae, Streptophyta, Magnoliopsida, Brassicales, Brassicaceae. The record is from RefSeq and is a predicted model, not a curated record.